This is a messenger RNA of Chondrus crispus (carragheen), 3277 nucleotides long. RefSeq lists its product as hypothetical. Gene Ontology annotation, cellular component: nucleolus; 90S preribosome. The transcript is spliced from 2 exons. Lineage: Eukaryota; Rhodophyta; Florideophyceae; Gigartinales; Gigartinaceae. Gene Ontology annotation, molecular function: ATP binding; tRNA binding; 18S rRNA cytidine N-acetyltransferase activity. The record is from RefSeq and is a predicted model, not a curated record. Gene Ontology annotation, biological process: rRNA acetylation involved in maturation of SSU-rRNA. Bases 1 to 3222 code for a protein of 1073 amino acids.
AUGAAGAAGAAAGUCGACCCGCGAAUUCGCCAGUGCCUGCAGGAAGGCGUCAAUAACAACCACCGCUCUCUCAUCGUUUUGGUUGGUGACAAGGGACGUGAUCAAGUUGUCAACUUGCACUACAUGCUCUCCAAAAUGACCCUCCAAUCGAGGCCAUCUGUGCUGUGGUGUUACAAGCACGAAUUGGGCUUUAGCUCGAACAAGAAGAAGCGCAUGAAGAUCAUUAAGAAGCGCAUUAAGCAAGGAUUGGUUGACCCCAACAGAGACGACCCAUUUGAGCUUUUCAUCUCCUCCACCUCUAUUCGAUUUGCAUACUACUCUGAAUCUCACAAAAUACUGGGAAACACGUAUGGGAUGUGCGUCUUGCAAGACUUCGAGGCACUUACUCCAAAUUUACUCGCGCGCACUUUGGAGACGGUUCAAGGAGGUGGGCUAGCUGUCAUCCUCAUUAACAACAUGUCCUCUCUGAAAAAGCUAUAUUCCAUCACCAUGGAUGUCCAUGCUCGUUUGCGCACUGAGGCUCACAGAAAAGUGGUGCCAAGAUUUAAUGAGAGGUUCAUUCUAUCUCUCGCAGACUGCCCUGCAGCCAUCGUCGCUGACGAUGAGUUGAACGUCCUCCCCAUAUCUUCUCAUGUUAGAGCGAUGUCGGGUGAAGUGACCUCAACAGCGAACCGACCCACCACGGAAAACGAACCUGAACUGAAGGAGCUGAAGGAGUCUCUAGCUGAUACACCGCCCAUUGGGCCGCUUAUUGCAAAGGCGAAAACCUUAGACCAAGCCAAAGCGUUGUUGCGUUUCGAAGAGGCAAUUUCAGAGAAAACUCUGCGGAGCACCGUCGCACUGACUGCGUCCCGUGGAAGAGGAAAGUCAGCGGCCCUUGGGUUGGCGGUUGCUGCAGCCGUAGCUCACGACUACGCCAACAUUUUUGUCACCUCCCCAUCACCCGAAAAUCUUCGAACUUUCUUCGCCUUCUUGUUUGUUGGUUUUGAUGCCAUGGAUUACCAAGAGCAUACAGACUAUGAAAUUAUACAGAGCACAGAUUCUGGCUUGAACAAUGCCAUCGUACGAGUGAACGUUUUCCGAAGUCACCGUCAGACUAUUCAGUAUAUAGAUCCAAUUGAUGCGCCUCGCUCUCUUUCACAAGCCGAGUUGCUGGUGAUUGAUGAAGCGGCGGCGAUUCCGUUGCCAGUGAUCGAGUCUAUGCUUGGUCCAUAUCUUGUAUUCAUGUGCAGUACAAUCACCGGAUAUGAAGGAACGGGACGCAGCUUGUCGUUGAAGCUGAUGACAAAAUUACGAGAAGGGAGUGCUCGAGUACCGUCACAAUACAAGGGAGUCAAUGGAAAUUCCAAUCGUCAAUCUGAUAGAGACGCUGCAGCUGUGUCCUCCCGAACUGGAUCCGGCCGUGUCUUCAGGGAGGUCCAGAUGGAAAUUCCGAUUCGAUAUGGACAGAAGGACCCAGUUGAGGCCUGGCUUUACGAUCUGCUUUGCCUUGAAGCUGGUGGGGUACGACAGGUUCUUACCGGUGGUGCUCCACACCCUGAAGAAUGCGAAUUGUAUUACGUUGAGAGGGAUGCCCUUUUCUCUAGACACAGUGCGUCAGAAGCCUUUCUACAUCGUAUCAUGGCUUUGUUCGUCUCGUCACAUUACAAGAAUUCACCAAACGAUUUGCAGAUGCUAUCGGACGCUCCUGCUCAUGGAUUAUUUGUCUUACUGGCACCCACAAGACCUGACACUGAGCGUUUACCUGAUGUUCUGUGUGCUAUCCAGGUCUGCCUGGAGGGCAAGAUAUCAUCGAAGAGCUCAAAGACGCAGCUAUCUCGAGGGCAGAGGGCUUCUGGUGACCUGAUACCAUGGACGAUUAGUCAACAGUUUCAAGAACCUGACUUUGCCACAUUGUCAGGUGCGAGGGUUGUUCGAGUAGCCACGCAUCCGGACGUUCAAAAGAUGGGAUACGGGACUCGAGCAUUGAAAUUGUUGCUUGAAUAUUACAAAGGUGAACAUAACAUAUCCCUCGAGAACAACGCUGUUGAACGGCUCUCAGAGCAAAAUCCGCCUGCUGGCCAAGAAAAUGGCUAUACAGAUAGUGAACAGGGCGAUGCAGAUCAGCAGAAGAAAACUCUUCUGAAUGAAAUCAUUGGGCCCCGAAAGAAUAUCCCACCUCUAUUGCGCCGUCUACACGAGCGUUCAGCGGAGAAUUUAGACUACCUUGGAGUCUCAUAUGGUGUUACGCAAGGUUUGUAUAGCUUCUGGAGUCGCCUUGGCUUCAUGCCGUUGUACUUGCGAUUGACGCCCAAUGACUUGACUGGAGAGCACACAUGCAUCAUGGCGACAACCUCUGUGUGUUCAUCGGAAGAGACCAAGCCCUCGGACUGGUUGUCAAAAUUCAAUCAGGACUUUAGACGUCGCUUUGUGCACUUGCUGGGUUACGAUUUCCGUUCACUUCCCCCCGGUCUUGCCCUUGCGAUCUUGAACACAGGCGCUGAAUUCCGGGAGUCUGGAGAUGCUGAAGAGCGCAGCUCAAUUGACGAGAUCAAGGGUCUGUUCACGCCCUACGACAGGCGGCGGUUGGAGUCUUAUUCGCGAAGUCUAAUCGACUAUCACGUGAUUCUUGACAUGAUUCCAAAGUUGGCCGAGUUGUACGGCACUGGGAGCCUCGGGUUACGAGACGGGCUUCGAUUGUCACCUGCGCAGAAUGCCGUGUUGAUGGGCAUUGGUCUACAGAGAUGUUCAGUUGAUGACCUUGAAAAACGUCUGGGUAUCCAGGCGUCGCAAGUACUUGCUCUGCUCAACAAGGUCAUUCGAAAGAUGUCAACGUUCCUCCGCGACAUGGAGGAAACGGAUAUCGCCUCACGGAUAGGACAGACGCAAGGGGCUAGGGGGAUGAUUCCAGGUGUUACAAUUGAGUUACCGAACUCGAACAAGGCUGAGUUCGCCGCCUUAUCGACAGACGACCCAUCCGAUGAGAAAGGGACGCCGGGCAAAUCCUUAAAGGCUGAGGAAGAUGGUGCCGGCGCGACGGAGAAGGGGACCCGGAUGUCGAAUUUCAAAGUCGGCGGAUCGAAGGAUGAGUGGAAAGCGGCUUUACCAAAAAACGCACUGGCAGACGGUAUCCCGUCGACGGUCAGCAUCAAGAGCGGAAAGAAAAAAUCGAAACGAAAGACGAUUUCAGAGUCAAAGGAUGUAGGAACGCCUCGAAAGAGGAAGAAAAAGCAAGUCAAGUAAAGCACUCUUGCCGUUAAGAUUACUGGUGAGGCACUGGUUGCAAGGGGUCUCUUUA